AUGGGAGCUUGCGUGUCGACGCCUAAGAGCUGUGUAGGAGCGAAGCUUAGGUCAAGUAAACAGCGAAGGAAGAGUCGUAGGAGACGAAAGAUUCAAAGGAAGAGAGCUGUUUCUUCUCGUUUCUCUGACGGAUCUUUCGACAAUCUCGAUCAACCUCGUAACUUCUCCAAUCCCAGUUCCCGAGCAAAUGGCGACGAAGCAUGGUUUGAGUCUAAUGCCGCGUUUGAAACAGACUGUGAUGAUGAUUUCCAUAGUGUCAAUGAAGAUGCGUUGUCUUUAAACGGAGCUGAGCGUGUUUCACUCUCGAGUACUACAACCACAUCAUCAACACGAGACUCUGACAUAGGCAACUCCUCAAACUCAAACGAAGUGAUGUCACAGUCAAAAUCAGAUGGUGGCUUAAAUGACACAAGGCAGCCUGAUUUGAUAGAUUCAUCUGCAGAUGAAGGACUCUUGGAUAACUGCAGGAUUUUGCCGAGUAAUUGUUUGCCUUGUCUGAAUCCAACAACUGUUGUUCCUUCUGUUGAAAAGAGAAGGUCUCUUAGCUCUAGCCCUCCCAGUACAAGGAGAAAAGCGUCUCUUAAAUUAUCGUAUAAAUGGAGAGAAGGUCAUGCUUCAGGAGCCUUGUUUUAUUCUAAAAUGCACUUGAAGAGACCGAUAGCGGGUUCUCAGGUUCCUUUCUGUCAAAUUGAAAAGAAAAUGCUCGAUUGUUGGUCAAUUAUCGAUCCCAAUAGCUUUCGGGUUCGUGGUAAAACAUAUUUCAGGGAGAAGAAGAAAGAGUUUGCACCUAGCCAUGCUGCGUAUAACCCUUUUGGUGUCGAUGUUUUCUUAUCGGAACAUAAAAUAAACCAUGUUGCACAAUAUGUCAAACUUCCCGUUACUACCACAUCCGCAAAACUCCCAUCUAUCCUUGUUGUAAAUGUCCAGAUUCCAUUGUAUCCAACUGCAAUCUUUCAAGCUGAAUCUGAUGGAGAAGGAAUGAAUAUUAUUUUAUACUUUAAACUUUCGGAUAAUUAUUCAACGGAACUUCCGCUCCAUUUUCAAGAAAGCAUUCGGAGAUUAAUUGACGAUGAGGUUGAGAAAGUUAAAGGCUUCCCUAUGGAUACGACCGCGCCUUUUAGAGAACGGCUUAAGAUAUUGGGCCGUGUUGCAAACGUAGAUGAUCUCCAAUUGAGUGGUCCAGAGAAAAAACUGAUGCAGGCUUAUAACGAGAAACCUGUUCUUUCGCGCCCACAACACGAAUUCUACUUGGGAGAAAAUUACUUUGAGAUUGAUAUCGAUAUGCAUAGAUUCGGUUAUAUAUCCCGGAAAGGAUUUGAAACAUUCAUAGACAGACUCAAGAUAUGUGUUCUUGAUGUUGGCCUCACAAUUCAGGGGAACAAACCGGAAGAGCUGCCGGAGCAGAUUCUGUGUUGCGUCCGGCUAAAUGGGAUUGAUUUCAUGAACUAUCAUCAGUUAACUCAAGAAGUCCAUUGA
Messenger RNA from Arabis nemorensis, 1476 nucleotides. Lineage: Eukaryota; Viridiplantae; Streptophyta; Magnoliopsida; Brassicales; Brassicaceae. The record is from the annotation of a GenBank genome assembly.